GAAAUCCAUGACUUACUUAAAGAUUACGAAAUCAAGUACUGUUAUGUGGACAGAAAUAAAAGAACAGCGUUUGUUACUCUGUUAAAUGGGGAGCAGGCUCAAAAUGCAAUUCGGAAGUUUCACCAGUAUUCUCUUCGCGGAAAAGAAAUAUCCGUGCAACUCCAACCAACAGAUGCUUUGCUGUGCAUUACUAAUUUGCCCACUUCAUUUACGUUAGAAGAGUUUGAAGAACUUGUGCGUGCGUAUGGCAAUGUCGAGAGGUGUUUUUUGGUCUAUAAUGAAGUUACUGGCCAUUCAAAGGGCUAUGGCUUUGUGGAAUAUAUGAAGAAGGACUCUGCUGCAAAGGCAAGACUGGAACUUCUGGGGAAACAGUUAGAUGAGAGCACUCUCUUUGCACAGUGGAUGGAUGUGAACCAGCUGACGACAAAUCUUAUUCACUCCAAGUGCCUUUGUGUAGAUAAAUUACAAAAAGACUAUGCUGAUUCAAAAGAACUGCUCCAAGCAUUCUCACUGAAGUAUAAACCCAUUUUCUGCCAGUUUGCUCAGGAUGAAGACAGUUGUAUUGGUGACUUUGCGGUGGUUGAGUAUGAAACUGCGGAGCAGGCUGAGAAAGUACAAGAAGUCACUGAUGGCAUGACUAUCAAAGGAAAGAGAGUCCAGGUGUCGUACUGUGCUCCGGGAGCGCCAGGCAGAAGCACGUUAGCAGCACUUAUAGCAGCGCAAAGGAUGAUGAGGAACAAUAGGAAAGGCUUGCUUCCUGAGCCAAAUCCAGUGCAGAUCAUAAAAAGUUUUAAUAAUCCAGCAAUGUUGCAAAUGCUGCUGCAGCCUCAGUUGCGUGGACAUGGUGUUAAACCUGUUCUUGGAGCAUCUGCAGGUUUACCGCACCUUAUCAAUUCAGCAGUUGGCCCACCUUUUUUGCAGUUGAAUAAAAUUCAUCAGAGUUCAAUUCUGGGGAGUACAUCUAACUUACUGCUGCAGAGCCCUGCUCACCUGCCAUUGCCACAGCAGCAACUGAUGAAGAUUGAAAAUCUUCAGGCUAAUAGUAAACCGGGUUUGCUGGGAGAACCUCCAACAAUGCUACUUCAGACAGUACUGGGAAUAGGGGUAAUGCCAUCAGUGAGUUCAGGCAUGGGAACCCGUGGAGAAGCUCUUAAGUCAUCUAAUCUGACUCCAAUUCAAACAGCAGCAGCAGCAGCAGCAGGGAUGGGCAUGCUGCCAUUCUUUCCGAAUCAGCACAUUGUUGGACAAGCUAUACCAGGGCAAAAUAACUCUCCAGAUAAACAAUCGACUACCGAAGCGGUUGUCUCGGGAUCGCAGCCUUAUCAUCAGACCUUAACAAACCUUUCUGCGGGAGCUUUGCGGGCUGGGCAUGCCAAGCAACAAAACCAACUAAAAAGUACUGAUACAAGUUUGGGGACUCCCUUGAAAAAACAGACUUCGCUGCUAGGAGAACCACCAAAAGAAAUACGUCUUAGUACCAACCCCUACUUGAAUUUGGCAAGUGUGUUGCCUGGUAUAUGUCUUCCAGCGAUUGCCAGCAAAGCCUCUAGUCCACCGCAGCAGACUGGACUUUCGAACAUCGUGGAUGCUGCUGUGUCUCAGGGAACUACAUCACAACACGCAGUGGAGAAUUAUUUGAAUUACUCUCAACAGCAUGGGGAGUACACGCAGGUGGCUCCGACAAGAAGUGAGAAGCGAGGCUCUUCGUACCUCAUUUCCUCCCCAGAACCUGGCCCCGUGGAGUACCUUGGCCAGCAGACUCAGGGCUCCGCAGUACGUUACGCAGAAUCCUCUCUCAAAAAAAAGCGCGUUUAUUGA
Leptosomus discolor (cuckoo roller) is the source of this 1818-nucleotide messenger RNA. Lineage: Eukaryota; Metazoa; Chordata; Aves; Leptosomiformes; Leptosomidae. The record is from RefSeq and is a predicted model, not a curated record.